GUGCAGUGGGAUUGCUGUGGUCGCCACAGCUACAUGCGGGAGAGAGCUUUUACUCGAUUAACGUCAUCGCGUUGGGUUUGCUCUGGUGCAGCUGCACUGAAGACCUGCUAUUAACACUGAUGCCAUAAAUCAUUUCCAGCUGACUUCUCUGAAGAGCCAAGAGCUUGUUCACUGGCUGACCACACGGUCUGUCUCUGAACAGCGUUUUCAUCAAUCCUCCAAAAACAAGAAACUAAGACAGGAAUUAUGUCCGGGAAGUGAAUUAGACAGGGGAGCAGAAUAGAUGUGAUUGCAGUUAUGUGAGCUCCUUGUUUGAGAGCUACCUUAUCUGUUUGUCUUCCUAGUAGGGGUGGUGCUACUAUUAGGGACAGCAAAUGGUUCUUCAGUGAACCAUUUCCUGACUAGUGACGUAUUCAGCUGUGAUUCUGUAUAAACCAUUAGCGUUUGGGCUCUUGCCUAUGGAAUCUGCUUCAGUCCUUUGAUUCCUACAUGGAGAUACAAAACUUUUCCACUUGGCCCUCAUCCUAAAUUUUCCAGUUGUUUUCUACACUGCAGAGCUUUCUACACUGUCAGACAAACGAGUAAAAUGUUUCCCUUUUCUCUUCCCAGUCCAUGUAGCUGUAUUCUUUUCCACUUGGAAAUGUGUUGGAAUAGAAAUGCAAUGGGUUUUUAUGCUGGACCAUUUGCUUAAUAGCUUGAGUUGUGUACCUUCAGAUAUGCAUCGGGUAUCCACAAAAGAGCUUUUGUGUGAGCACACCAAUGUCUGUUCCAUACCCUGCUGAUCCAGGUGUGGAAACAUAAAUAAUACAGAUGAUGUGGUCCCCUGGUGUUAGGUUAGGGAAGUUUGAAUAAACAGUGGUAGGGGAAAUGAUUGUGAGUUUGCUGGAAGCCCCAGUGCAGGUGAACAUGCUACGGCAAUGUACGAGCAGCAGAAGGAAAAUCUUUGAAAGAAACAUUAAUCAGGCAGAUAGCAAAUAUCUCUUGUUCCGAAUGAGCAAUUUAGUUACAACAUAUAUUAUAGUUACAUUUGAUUGAUGUCUUUAAAAAAAAAAAAGGUUUGGUUUAUAAAGGUAAAAUAGAUUACGGCCAAAGGGUGCCUGUUGGGUGCCUCUGUUUCAGGUGCCUCCACUUCUUGUAUACUUAAAAAACCCAACAACAACAACAAAACACAACACCUUGGCUCAAAUCUCACAAUAUGCAGCUGUAACAUUUAGAAACUAAUGGAGAAAUGUGACAUCGCCACAAGGCCCUGGUCUACACGAGGAGUUGAGGUCGAAUUUAGCAGCGUUAAAUCGAUUUAACCCUGCACCCGUCCACACGACGAAGCCCUUUUUUACGAUUUAAAGGGCUCUUAAAAUCGAUUUCCUUACUCCAUCUGUGACAAGGGGAUUAGCGCUGAAAUCGGCCUUGCCGGGUCGAAUUUGAGGUACUGUGGACACAAUUAAAUGGUAUUGGCCUCCGGGAGCUAUCCCAGAGUGCUCCAUUGUGACUGCUCUGGACAGCACUCUCAACUCAGAUGCACUGGCCAGGUAGACAGGAAAAGGCCUGCAAACUUUGGAAUUUCAAUUUCCUGUUUGGCCAGCGUGGCAAGCUGCAGGUGACCAUGCAGAGCUCAUCAGCAGAGGUGACCAUGAUGGAGUCCCAGAAUCGCAAAAGAGCUCCAGCAUGGACCGAAUGGGAGGUAUGGGAUCUGAUCGCUGUAUGGGGAGAGGAAUCCGUGCUAUCAGAACUCCGUUCCAGUUUUCUAAAUGCCAAAACAUUUGUCAAAAUCUCCCAGGGCAUGAAGGACAGAAGCCAUAACAGGGACCCGAAGCAGUGCUGCGUGAAACUUAAGGCGCUGAGGCAAGCCUACCACAAAACCAGAGAGGCGAACGGCCGCUCCAGGUCAGAGCCCCAAACAUGCCACUUCUAUGAUGAGCUGCAUGCCAUUUUAGGGGGUUCAGCCACCAUUACCUCAACUGUGUGCUUUGACUCAGUCAAUGGAGAGGGAUGCAACACGGAAGCAGGUUUUGGGGACAAGGAAGAUGAUGAUGAGGUUGUAGAUAGCUCACAGCAAGCAAGCGGAGAAAGCGGUUUUCCCAACAGCCAGGAACUGUUUCUCCCCCUGGACCUGGAGACAGUACCAUCCGAACCCAACCAAGGCUGGCUCCUGGACCCACUAGGUGGAGAAGGGAUCUCUGCUGCAUGUGUUUCAAUGAUCACAGGAUCUUCUCCUUCCCAGAGGCUAGUGAAGAUUAGAAGGUGAAAAAAACGCACUCGUGAUGAAAUGUUCUCUGAGCUCAUGCUGUCCUCCCACACUGACAGAGCACAGACAAAUGUGUGGAGGCAGACAAUGUCAGAGUGCAGGAAAGCACAAAAUGAGCGGGAGGAGAGAUGGCGGGCUGAAGAGAGUAAGUGGCUGGCUGAAGCUGAAAGGUGGCAGCAGCGUGAUGAGAGGAGACAGGAUUCAAUGCUGAGGCUGCUGGAGUAUCAAACUAAUAUGCUACAGCGUAUGGUUGAGUUGCAGGAAAGGCAGCAGGAGCACAGACCACCGCUACAGCCCCUGUGGAACCAACCGCCCUCCGCCCCAAGUUCCAUAAACUCCUCACCCAGAUGCCCAAGAACGCUUUGGGGGGGCCUCUGGCCACCCAGCCACUCCACUCCAGAGGAUUGCCCAAGCAACAGAAGGCUGGCAUUCAAUGAGUUUUAAAGUUUUAAACUUUUAAAGUGCUGUGUGGCCUUGUCCUUCCCUCCUCCACCAUCCCACUCGGUGCUUCUCUCCUCCACCACCCCUCCUGGGCUACCUUGGUAAUUAUCCCCCUAUU
Molecule: messenger RNA, 2804 nt
Organism: Caretta caretta (loggerhead turtle)
Lineage: Eukaryota; Metazoa; Chordata; Testudines; Cheloniidae
Source: RefSeq, a predicted model, not a curated record